CCGCAAUAUAAUCGCAACCUCUACUGCGUACACUUACGAGUGUAAAUGUCUAUGUCAGUUAUUUUAUCUUAUAACCAUUUCAUAAUUUCUGGGGACACCAUUAAUCAUUACGAAUCAUUAUGAAUCAUUAUGAAUCAUCAUGAAUCAUUAUGAAUCAUUAUGAAUCAUUAUGAAUAUGUAAAGACCACCAGCGAAGUAAGUAUUAGCAUAUUAACACUCAUGUGGCUGUUUGUUGGUAUAGGACUUAUGGACAAUAUUUGUCAAUAUUGCUCUGCUGUAUAAGAAUUUUGCUUGUCAGUAUUAUUUGUCGCAUCUUAAACUUUCUGUUUAUGUGAUGUGGUGAUGGUUUCCUUGGUAACUGUCGCGACUGGUGGUAGGCGAGCAGGCAGGCGAGGAUUCAGGACACGAGAGUUUAUUACGGGGAAUCGAGGGAAGAACAGGGCAGACAGCGACAAACAUCAAUGACAGAUCUGGGGAUACAAACUCUGACGUGGACUUAAAUGCACAAGACUAAGGGACGGAAAUGCAGAACGGAUGAGAACAAUCGGGAAUUCACAUGAGGUAACGAGGGGGGCGUGGCACACAGGAGGAUCGUACGAGCAGGUAAUGACGGUAACUUUUAUUAUGUAUGCUAUUGCAGGGGAGUAUAGUAACUUAUUAAUCCAUGAUUGUUAGCUCUGAGGCCUUUAUUUAAUGUGAUUAUGCAUGACAGUGUUUCCCAAUACGGAUGUGGACUGACUGGGAGGGAGCAAAAACAUGGACCGGUUGUGGGUCCCCAAGGACUGGAUUGGGAAACACUGAUGCAUAGUAUAAACUGUGUAUAUUUAUGGACAGUAAUAAACAUUUGUUCCAUCCAUUGUCCAUAACUGCUGAUGAUGUACAGGGUUGGGGUGAUCCUGGAGCCUUUCCCAGUAAAAUGCACAAGGACCCUUGUAAGAGACAUCAGUUCACCUAACCGCAUGUUUUUGGACGUCGCAUGUUCACACAGGUUCAAUAAGCAUGGCAUGGAUCUGAACCGGAACUUCCCAGAUGCCUUCCAGGGCAACAUGGAUAUGGCACGUGAAGUGGAGGUGCAGGCGGUGAUGGACUGGCUACAGACGGAGCCCUUCGUCCUGUCCGCCAACCUGCAUGGGGGCGCUGUGGUGGCCAGUUAUCCAUACGACAACAGCAAUGAAGGAAGUGAGCUGCAGUCGGGCUCUAGUGUCUCCCCUGACGAUGACGUCUUCAUCCACCUGGCCAAGACCUACUCAUUCACACACAAGAGCAUGCAUAACGGUAACAGCUGUUACGACUUGAAGAACUUCAAGGAUGGCAUCACCAAUGGCUUUAACUGGUAUCCUCUUAAAGGAGGGAUGCAGGAUUACAAUUACAUCUGGGACCAGUGUUUGGAGCUCACACUGGAGCUGUCCUGCUGCAAGUACCCCCCCGAGACUGACCUGCCAGGACUCUGGGAGGACAACAAGCAGGCUCUGCUGGCCUACAUGCAGCUGGUCCACCUCGGUGUGAAGGGCCAGGUGCUGGAUUCCAGGGGAACUCCGGUGAAGAAUGCCAUUGUAGAGGUACAGGGCAGAAACAACCUGUGCCCCUUCAAGACUGACCGCAAUGGGGAGUUCUACAGGCUACUUCUUCCCGGCAAUUACACCUUCAAGGUGACGGCUCCAGGUGAGGAGCCCCUUACUGAGACCCUGUCCAUCCCGUACGGACCGGACAGGUACUCCGCCCUCACGCACAACUUCAUAACCCCUUGGCGCAGCGGCAGCCCGCAAACCACGCAGCCGACGGAGACCUGCGGCCUGAUUCUGCGCAACACGGAUCUCAGCAACAGGGGCGCCUUCUUGGACAGACCCCUCGCACUCCUGCUGCCACUGCUGCUCUGCAGACUGCUUCUGUGAGAAGCACCAUCAUACUGCUGACUUGGUCACGUGACACGAUCACGUGACAUUUGAGCUUUUUUAAUGGACUGUUUUAAUAGUCCUUCAUUUGCGUAGUAAAAGAGCUUUUUUUAGUUAAAAAAAAUGUCUAGACUUUCAUGCAGUGGCAGUGGAACGGAAGUUUGGAAGGAGCAGCAAUGAAGAAACUUUCUAUAAGAUCCCCAGUGGAUGACUUUACCAGUGUGUUAAACAGGGACACCCCUCCUUAUCAGUGCAUUUUUGACAUCCAGGAAUAACACCUCUAGUACCAGAAAGAACAUAGAUCUUCAUGAGAGCCGGGGUCAUUGAACCUUGCGAUGUGAAUCUCACGCUUCCCAUCUGCAGGCCCCCUGGUGUCUGACUGAGCACAUGCCUGUGCAGAAGUGCUACAGCAAUAACAACAGCAUGACAGUGUGCUGACAGAGGAAUCAAACAGGGCCAUCAUGGGCUAGCACAAGGUAACUCAACUUUGGCCAACUAAGAUCACCCAAACAUAAAAGGAAGUAUUUAUUUGAAGGAUUAUUCUACUUGGAACACAAUUAUUCACAGCAGAACAGAUUAUGGUGAAGAAAGCUAAGACGAAAAAGAAACAAUUAUUAGAGUUUUGCUUUUUUAUUACAUUAUUCUAUAUUCCUUACUGAUUCCCGUAAUAUAGGCCUACUUUAAACUUUCAAUUUCUAAUUUUCUUAUUGUUGUAAAUCCUUUUCAGUAAUAAUACUUUAAGCAGAUAGUGUAAAAAUCCUUUUUAUUUAUAAAAUUUACUUUUACCUACACCUGUCUUUAAAUUAUUAAUUUAGUAUAGAUGCUAUUUAACAUUAGCGUUGUUUUGUAAAUAUAUUCAAAUAUACACAUUUUUUGUUUAUCUCAGAAAAUAUUUAUCUGAAUCACCAACAGUGCAUGCUUCCAUUAUGUGUAAUUCUAUAUAAUUUAGAUUUUUUAUAGCUAAAUAAGGUUAAGUCAUUUAAUGUGUACUCUGAAUAAUCACGCAAUUGUAUCAUUAUAACUACUACAUGAGGCACCCCUCAUAUAUUUUAGCAUAAUUUAACUUUUACCACUGAUGACUAUACUAUAUGUGUAUUAGUAUAGUUAUUAGUGAGGCGACAUAGCAAGUUUUCUGGCUGCGUCAUAGCGUGGAAUGAGGAUAUUGGCGAACAAUCUCUGAUCAGCGAGUAACUUCUGAGAAGCUGCAAUGUUUGGGGAAGCACUUCCCAGCUGAGUAUAUGACACCCAGGGUGUCAGCAGCUGCUGCAAAAUAUCUCUACAAAGUCUCAAAUGCUUUUGACAGCACCUGUGGGGAAUCUGUGCCCCUGACAAAAAUCACAGAAAAGAGGAGAUUUAAAAGACAACUGGAGAUUAUCAUUUUUAUCUUGCCUGUCAAUCUUCUCGUGUCCCUUGGAGAUCACUGCAUCUCUCACUGCGGAUUGCAGGGACACAGUAUAAAGCUUCCUGCUCCCGCCUCAUACCAGCACUGCUCUUCAUUGCUGCAUUUUUGCAGAAUGACUGGGAUCGCGAUGUUUAUGGAACAGACCAUUAUCCUCAUCAUUUACUAGUCUAGUCUGCCAAUUGACAUUUGUAGGCACUGUUUAUAUGUUCUCUGUAGGCAAGAUUGAGCUUUAUUCUUGCAAAACCUUUCUCUCAAAUUAUUUCUGUGCGGUAAUGAGACACAUUGGCAUUCUUAUUCAGGAAAUGAUGAAUUUAUACUGUUUGUGUAAGUUAUAAUACAGCAACUAUUGCCAUGCCAAAUGCACUUUCAGAUUGUAGUACAAAACAUGAGCAAUAUCCUGGUAAAAACUUGAUAUUUCAUAGAUCAUUUCUUUCUGACCUCCAGUACAGACCGAGAGGGCAGCUCCGGAGCACAGGGAGGUAUUCAAUAAUCCACAAGGAAACCUAACUCAGCUUUUCAGUAGGCCAAACCUCAGCCAUUCUACCUCACCUCACAAACUAUUUGUUGCUGUUCCAAUGGAAAGCGUACUGUGCCUUUAAUAAAUAAUUUUCACCAUAAAUACCUGUAGUCAUUUAUACCAACUAAUUACAGGUCCAAAAGCCCAUACUAACAUUUAUGAAGCAUGUUUACUGGCAUGCAGAGUACCAGUCAAAAUUCUGGACAACACCUGCUUAUAAUGCAUUUUCUGUUAGCCAUAUUAUUCACUUUAUUAUAAAUGUAAAAAUUAAAUAAAAUAUCAAAUAUUGCAGCAAGGGAAAUGUUCAAAAUCUCAAAAUUUUCUCAAAUUUUAGACUCUUCAAAACACAGUAGUCUCCUUUUGCUGUGAUGACAGCAGUCUCUCUGCAUUCUCUCUACCAGCUUCCAGAUGUAGCCACCUGGAAUGCUUCUCCAACAGUCCUAAAGAGUUUUCACAAGUUCUGGGCACAGGUUGACUACCUUGCUCUUACUUGUCAAUCCAAUUAAUCUCUAACCAGCUCCAUAUGGCUUACGUCGGGGGAUUGUGGGGGCCAGGUCACCUGCUGCAGCACUCCAUCUCUUUCUCACUCUCUCUCUGAUCUUCAUCUUUUUCCUUGUUCACAGGAUAAUACCACAUAAUGACCAUAAGCACACCUCCAGGUUAACAGAAUAAACUUAAUCUUAAAAUAUCUAAUUCACUUUGAACAUAGAUGAUUUCGGGCACACAACACAAAAUAAUCAAUUGUACAGUAUUAAGACGUUGUCAAUAAUGUAGGUGAAUUAAUAAUUUUACAAUGACAUUAACAUUUUAAAACAUUUUGUUGACUUGAGUCUAAACAAUUCAACCAAAUGAAUGUCAUGUAAACUCUCUUUAGUGAACCUUAUUAAGACAGUAUUUUCUCUCUGUUGAAGUAAUGCCCACUAAAGUAAGUGGACAUUGAACAUUUCAGUCAGUGCUGGGAAAGUAAUGUGUGGCUCCAUGCAUUGUAAUAAACCGGCACCACAUUAGCUUUUAUUGCCCUCUAGUGGUGAUUCAUCUCAA
Messenger RNA from Paramormyrops kingsleyae, 4852 nucleotides. The record is from RefSeq and is a predicted model, not a curated record. Lineage: Eukaryota; Metazoa; Chordata; Actinopteri; Osteoglossiformes; Mormyridae.